Messenger RNA from Penicillium alfredii, 1515 nucleotides. RefSeq lists its product as uncharacterized. Gene Ontology annotation, biological process: transmembrane transport. Gene Ontology annotation, cellular component: membrane. Gene Ontology annotation, molecular function: transmembrane transporter activity. The transcript is spliced from 5 exons. The record is from RefSeq and is a predicted model, not a curated record. Lineage: Eukaryota; Fungi; Ascomycota; Eurotiomycetes; Eurotiales; Aspergillaceae. The coding region runs from base 1 to 1515 and encodes 504 amino acids.
AUGGCUGCUGUCGAAAAGCAGGCUGAUGUGCCCACUGACGCCAACCUCGGCGCCAAAGAAGGGACCUCCUCGCCUUCGUCGAGUAGCAUCGGUGACACGGGCAUCAACGAGAAGUCCUUGCUGCGCAAAUUGGACUAUUUGCUGCUCCCUCCGUUGACUCUGCUGUAUUUGCUCUCUUUUCUGGACCGAAGCAAUGUGGGAAAUGCGCGUCUCGAAGGCAUGGCCACCGACAUCAAAAUGUCGCUCAUGGGAAGAAAUCAUGUAGCCGGAAAUCAAUACCUCACCGGCCUGACCCUCUACUUCAUCGGCUACGUCCUCUUCGAAAUCCCCUGCAAUGUCAUCCUGAAGAAGACCACUCCACGGAUUUGGCUGCCCACGCUUACCCUGGUCUGGGGUGUGGUUGCGACACUGCUGGGAGUUGUGCAGAACUACCCCGGUUACCUGGCGUCGCGUUUCUUCCUGGGUGUGGCGGAGAGCGGGCUCUUCCCCGGGGUGGUAUUCUAUCUUUCGAUGUGGUAUAAACGCAACGAGCAACACUAUCGCGUCGCGCUGUUCUUCAGUGCUGCGUCUCUGGCGGGUGCCUUUGGGGGGAUCCUUGCAUGGGGCAUUGCGCAUAUGAAAGGCGUGGGUGGGUACAAUGGCUGGCGAUGGAUAUUCAUCCUGGAAGGGUUGUUGACCAUCGUCGUGUCGGUCAUCGCCUAUUUCUGGGUAUACAACUACCCGUCCACUGCGGAGUUUCUGUCCAAGGAGGAGAGGGAGUUCAUUCAGUUCCGCCUGAAAAAUGACAACGAUGCCACUCGCGACGAGAAAUUCUCGUGGUCAGCUGUGCUGGACGCAUUCAAGGACCCCAAGGUCUGGUUGUAUGGACUGGGAUUCCACACGAUGUCUUUGCCACUGUAUACACUGUCGCUGUUCUUGCCAACUAUCAUCAAAGAACUCGGAUACUCAGCCGCGCAGGCGCAGCUGCUCUCAGUGCCGCCAUACGCCGUGGCCUUUAUCCUGACUAUUGGCGUGGCGGUGUUCUCCGAGCGCACCCGGCUUCGCGCGCCCUUCAUCAUGGGCUCAUCCGCUCUGGCCUGUAUCGGGUACAUUAUUUUGAUCGCGCAGCAUCGGGCUGGCGUAUCGUACCUCGGAACGAUCUUUGCUGCGGCGGGCAUUUAUCCAGCCGUGGCCAUUGUCUUAUCAUGGCCCGCAAACAACGUCUCCGGCCAGACGAAGCGCUGCAUCGCCAACGCCAUGCAGAUCUCCAUUGGCAACUUGGGUGCAGUAUUGGGCACUCAGCUGUAUCGUACUGAAACUAGCCCGCGGUACUUUCUGGGACAUGGCUUUGCGCUGGGGUACUUGGUGGCCAAUAUUCUGGUGGUUGGAGUGCUAUGGCAUGUUCUCCGAAAGGAGAAUGCAGAGAAAGAGCAGUUGCGGGAAGCCCAGGGACUGUCGCCUCUGAUGGGCGAUAUUGGUGAUGCCGAGGGCGACUUUCUGGGUGACCAGGAUCCGCGAUGGGUGUUCCAGACAUGA